AUGGAGAGAGCUUUAAUUGACGAAUGGCAACAGAUUCUUGCUAACGUCAUCCGGCGCUUGAAGUCAUCAAUGCGGCGAUGUGUUAUGGCAUGCAUUGAUGCACAAGACGGUUGGCGGAAAGUGAAAGGGAAGUUUGUUGCUAUCAACUCGUACAGCAUGAGCUGUCGCUGUCAGAUGACACCAGAUGGCGUGUCUCCCGCGUCUCACCUCGGCGAUGGAUGCAUUGAUCUCGUCCUGGUGUCCAACUGUUCCCGCGUCGACUACAUCCGACAUCUAUACCGCUGUACCGAUAGGAACUCCGAUCAGUUCAACUUUGACUUUAUUAAAGUGUUCCGUGUGAAUGAGUUUAAGUUUGAGCCCCCGUCCUAUUCUGACUGUGCGGAGGAUGAGGAUGAAGUAAACACGAUAGAGAUUUUGAACAAAUCCAUGCAGCACAGUGUGUGGAACUGUGACGGCGAGAUUGUCGAGUUUCCGAGUCUACAUGUCAGAGUGCACUGUCAGUUGAUACCGCUGUUUGCCCGGGGUGUAGAAGAAGAGGAGAAGGUGUUAGUGACUCAGCUGUGUGCAUAAAUUGUUCUAAAUAUACUUCUAAAACAACUUCUUUCCGAGAGAAUCGUAACAUUUUCCUUUGAUUCAUCUGUCCCUGGAGGGAACACUAAGGGAAGGAUAUAUUAAAUUGGCUGUGUGCUAUGAUUUUUUAGGAAAUGAAUUUUAAAAAUCAGCUGUGUUUUUAAAUUGUUCACAAUUAAUCUGCCUACCUGUUUCAGAGUACACCCUCAGUUUAUUCACCCAGUGUGAGAGGAGUGAAUAAAGAAAGGGAAGGAUGUAUUAUAUCAGCUGUGUUCUUAGAUUGUUCUCAGAGCUUAUCCACCUCUUGCAGAGUUCAUUGUAACUCUCAGCUGAUUCUCCUGUUAGACCAAUGAGUGACAGAGGAAUGGAAUGAUAGCUCAGCCAUGUUUUUAGAUUGUUCUCACUUAACUGAUCACUCCCACCUCUUUCAGAGUGCACUGUCAGUUGAUUGAGGUGUUUGCGCGAGGUAUGGAAGAGGAAGGCAAGGAUGGAGUGGGUGAGCCGUGUCCUCCCUGUUGUUCCUAGCAACGAGGAGAUCAACUAGUCACAAGGGAACAUUUCACAAUCUCGUACCUCGUGACGCAGCGAUUCCUGCACUGUAAGGGAUACAGACGUCACACAUAUCUUCUAGAUUACAGAGAGCUUCAGCUUGUGUUGGAGAUUACCUGGGUCUUGUAACAAUAUGAUGGUGUAAGUUGUUUGAUUUGUGUUUAAGUUAAUGACGACCAGGCUUUGAAGUAAGUUGAGAAUGGUUAUUUGGGUUACCAGGAGAUCACCACCUGUCAGUAAAGUCGACAACAGUAUUUCGUUCUACACAAAAUUAAAUUGAGUAAAAACACCAUAGCCUGAUUAAUUGUGUGCUCUUUAUAAAUAUAAGUCAUACACAUACAGAAUAUACAGUACAAUGAGAACAGUGAUAUGAAUGAAGAACAAAGGAAUAAUAAUGAGAAUUGUAAAUUUGAUAAAUGUGUUGUAACCUAUAGGUUACCAGGCACUUAUUUUAUGGUAAUCUAUGGGUUAUCACACAGUAUGCUUAUUUCAAUUCAUGAUAAACUGUUUUCAUGUAGGAAAAUAUGCCAUGAACUUAAUACCUGGCAGAAAUGAAAAACAAUUGUUUUAAUAUUUGUCAUGUAGAAAUGUUUUAUGUGAAAUAUCCUGUAUGAAGUUUUAAUGUAGUCCCGAGUUUGAUAAUUGUGAUCUUAUACUAUGUAGGUGCUACAAAUGUGCAUGUACAUUUUGAAAAUUAAGUAAUAGUUCAGUAUUUAAUAUUUUACAAGCUUUUAGAGCAGUCUGGAGUCACUAAUGUUGUUCAUACUGAAAUACACUGAAUUUUCGCCUCUUUUGACAUAAUUAUUUCACAAUAAUGUAAAUGAAACUAGUCCAGAAUAUGUGUGACAAAGUUGCACAUUUUUAUUUUUUAACUCUGUUCACAUCAAAUAUUCGUUUGGGUUUUUUUGGGGGGUUCUUUUUUGUUUUUAACCUGGUCUUCAGCCUUCUAUUUAAAUCAGCUAGGAUACUCUUUAAAUAAUUGUUUAUGCUUGUCAAAGGUUGUCUUAUCAGAUAUUGCCAGGUGUUGAAAUAACAGGCCUUCAGAGUUCAUGGAAACAAUCGUUUUUGGUAGUGUGUCAGUAGUGUGUUGGCAAAAUCACCGUACCAAAAUUUGGUUUCCCAUGAUUAUUAUAUCGAGUACAACUAUUCAACAAAAAUAAUAAUAUAUAUAAUAAAUAGAGGAUAAUAAACGAGUUACCAGUUAUUAUCAAAUUUA
Molecule: messenger RNA, 2335 nt
Organism: Gigantopelta aegis
Lineage: Eukaryota; Metazoa; Mollusca; Gastropoda; Neomphalida; Peltospiridae
Product: ceramide kinase-like
Exons: 4
Coding region: 1-570 (189 amino acids)
Source: RefSeq, a predicted model, not a curated record